AGGAAUUGUUGCCUUGUCAGUCUGCCGGCUCAGCUGUUUGUGAUGCGUGUUGCUGUGUGAGCUAUUGAUCGCCAGACAGCAUGGACCCGCAAAGUUUAGAAGAGGAAACCAAACCGUGGCUGGAGUCUGGAGGGAAACCUGAAAUACAGCAAACGAAACCGAAAACAUAUGAAGUUGUGUCAAGUCGCAUUUCCGUCGUUUACAAACCAACCACCCAGGAAGCUCCAUCCGUUUUACCUCAGAUUUUUGCUGCAAUUUCUGCAGGAUCUUUCCACGUCGCAGUGGGGUUCUCCCUCGCUUAUUCAGCCAUCUUAAUUCCACAAAUAGAAGCAUCUGACAGUGACCUUGAAAUCAAUAAAGAAGAUACGCCAUGGUUAGCCAGUGUGUUGGUGCUCGUGGUUCCAAUCGGAGCCCUGCUGGCCGGUUUCGCCAUGGAGUAUGUGGGCCGAUUAAACACGAUCAAGAUAGCCGCAGUGCCUUGCCUCCUGGGCUGGUUCCUCAUAGCCACAGGCAGCAGCUUCGGCGUGGUACUGUGUGGCAGGCUUCUGACAGGCGUCGCGGCAGGAAUUGGUACCAGCCCAGCCAUAGUGUACAUCACGGAAGUGGCGAAGCCAGAGCUCCGCGGUGCCCUUGUCUCCACUUGUCCUACACUGGCGUCUUUUGGUAUGCUGCUGAGUUACAUCAAAGGCGCGUACCUCACUUGGAGAACAGCAGCAUGGACAACUGUGAUAUACGUGGCAAUUCCCCUGUUACUUAUAAGCAUCUGGAUACCGGAGAGUCCUGUGUGGCUCGUGGCACGCGGGAGAGUGGAUGAAGCAGAGAAAUCUCUCAAGUGGCUCGCUGGAGAAAAGAGUUCCUUGCCAGAACAGCAGCUGGCUGCAUUAGUCAAGUCACAAGACAUGAAGGCCCUGGUGACCUCUGGCUUCAUGGGACGCCUUGCAGGGCUUGGUCGUUCAACGGGCUACAAACCUCUCUUAGUUCUUUUCGGGCUCUUCUUCUUUCAACAGUUCUCGGGCGUCUACACAACCCUCUUCUAUUCAGUCGAACUAUUCAAGGAUGUCGGUAGCAGCUUGGACCCCAGCAUGGCGACCAUCCUCGUGGGCAUCAUGCGUCUUGUCAUGAGUUUCUUCAUCACGGCUCUGCUGCGACGUUUCGGGCGCCGGCCCCUCUGCAUGUUGAGUGCCUGUGGUAUGGCCGUGUGCAUGGUCGUGUCGGGCUGUAUCACAUGGUAUAUAAACGAUGGUGGCGAAGGCAUGAGCUGGGUACCCGUGGUCUGCGUCCUGCUGUACGUCUGCUCCAGUAUGAUCGGGCUGCUCAGCAUCCCCUGGACUAUGACAGCCGAGCUCUUUCCAACAGAAAUCCGUGGCCUGGCACAUGGCAUUACCAUCUCUGUGGCGCAUAUCCUUAUGUUCUUCUCCAUCCAGUGUUACCGUGACUUGAGGGAUCUGCUUGGUGGGGCCCAUGCCCUGCAGUGGUUCUUUGCAGCCAUGGCCCUCGGAGGACUUAUUUUUGUGUAUAUAUUUCUGCCUGAAACUCACGGCAAGAAACUGGCAGAGAUUGAAGAGUACUUCAAAGAAAAUGCGAUUUAUAUAAAAAGGAAAGUACCGGUACAGCGGACAGAAACCGGGGCAGAAGCUAGUGAAUUCGUGAUGAUAAACUCCAAAGCCUAGAAACGUCAUCUUAAAGAAAACCUUCUGUUUUGUGAUUUAUAUCCCCAUAGCUGAAAUUUCUCAGUGUAAACAGUGUAAGAGUUACAAAAUGACGUAAAUAUUUUAUGUUUCGUACAGAAUGUCGUUGGAUAAAGUGAUCAGAUUUGGGGAGUUAGAUAAUCAGGUGAAUUUGAUCUAAAAAUACUAGCAGAAAUAAUUGGUAAAAUUGUUUAUUGUGCAAUUAAUUAUAAAUCUAUAUAGAUGUUCGAUCUAGUAAUUUCUUUCCUAUACUAAAUAUUCCACUAAGCAAUGGAUAGUUGCUUUAUUUGGAACUCUCCUGUCCGGAAUCGCCCUAGUUGAACAGCAGUUCACGAGCUGCCACUAAGCCCGCAAAUACGGUUCCGAACAAAAGAGCGGGUCUCCUAGAUGUAAGGCGCUGGACGCCUUAGUUAAUGUCUCGGGUUGUAGCCAACCGGAGUCUUGCGGGUUUGGCACAUUCAUCUUCCUAGUGGUUCAGAUUUUGUGAAUGCGGAGAAUGCUCGGGUCCACCUCGGGUAAAACCCCUAGAUUAACUGUAAGGUAUCUGGCCUAACUAACCUGUCGAGGGGGAUGUAGACCAGGAAAGUCGAGUGCAUCAUUAACUGAAAGAUCGUGCAGUGAAUUUCGCAAGUUUAACAAAUGCUGUGAUGGAAACAGAAUGGUUAAUUACAGGAUUAAAGUGAGGCCGCAGUUAACUGUGAAAAGUAUUAGAAAGUUCCUUACAGUUUUCUGUUAAUCUUCACUGCUUUCUUUAUUCCCCUUUUAGCGCUACAGCCUCAGUUUGUUCCUUGGCCUACCUUCAUGAAACUCUCCGUUUCACUUCGGUUUACUAGAUCUUAGGCAUUCGGUAGGACUCCUUGGGC
This is a messenger RNA of Cryptotermes secundus, 2551 nucleotides long. Its product is annotated as facilitated trehalose transporter Tret1. Bases 81 to 1670 code for a protein of 529 amino acids. Gene Ontology annotation, molecular function: transmembrane transporter activity. The record is from RefSeq and is a predicted model, not a curated record. Gene Ontology annotation, cellular component: membrane. The transcript is spliced from 9 exons. Gene Ontology annotation, biological process: transmembrane transport. NCBI's taxonomy places the organism in Eukaryota, Metazoa, Arthropoda, Insecta, Blattodea, Kalotermitidae.